Nothoprocta perdicaria is the source of this 3720-nucleotide messenger RNA. RefSeq names its product SLIT and NTRK like family member 3 (gene SLITRK3). The transcript has 4 exons. Bases 781 to 2868 code for a protein of 695 amino acids. Gene Ontology annotation, molecular function: protein binding. Gene Ontology annotation, biological process: positive regulation of synapse assembly; regulation of presynapse assembly; axonogenesis. Gene Ontology annotation, cellular component: postsynaptic density membrane; GABA-ergic synapse. Lineage: Eukaryota; Metazoa; Chordata; Aves; Tinamiformes; Tinamidae. The record is from RefSeq and is a predicted model, not a curated record.
UCCUUGGGUAACGAUGUGCUAAAAUCUCUCCUGCAAACCGGUAAGUACCAGCUCUCUGGAUCCUUUUGUUUCCGGCUAGGGUCAAAGACACCCCUUCUUCCAAAAAGAAGAUAUAAUAAUCCUCAUUUAUUUAUUUAUUUAUUUUUAUUUUUUAUUACAGCCCUUGCGGAGGAGAAAGAACUUAAGUGGCUAAUAUUUUGCAAAGGAGACAGAGAGACUGAUGCUGCAAUAUAGCUCUCAUCUCUCUCCCUUCUUCCCAAUCAGACCCUGGUUUUAAUUGCAGAGGGUAUUUCUCUUUUCAUGCUUUCAUCCAUCUCCUCUUUUCCCACAGGGGAGGGUUUCAUUUGCAAGUUGAUGCUAAGGAUUUCUUUCCGUUUCCCUCAUUUUUUUUUCCCCCUAAAUGCAUCUUUCUGCUUAAGUUUCUGGAGGAGGGGGAGGAAAUUUUUCUAGUUCUUGCACGAAGAAGGCAAAAACGUCCUUUUCCACUGCGAGAUUCGCACUAAGAGCGAUGAUCGCUCCGAAUAAUUUUAAUGGGCAUUUCGGUGAUCCGAGGAAGGCUGCACCACCAUCGUUAUUAUCACCACCACCCUUAGCAUUUCCCGAUGUCCGUACAUGUAAAAUAUCUGGCGAAAGGAAGGGGGAAACCAUAUGUUGAAGGAGCUGCAUCUCAUUAGUACAAUAUUAUUUUUUCAUCUGAUUGGAGAAGAAUGGUGUCUUCAUUCGGAAAUCGGUUUAGUAGGAUAGAUAAUUUAUCAGCUGUUUUGUAAACAUCACCAAACGAUGAAACCUUCCACGGCAGAGACUCUCCACAAAGGAAGGAUGUUGUGGAUAAUUCUUCUAAGCACAAUUGCUCUAGCAUGGACUACACCAAUUCCCUUGAUAGAGGACUCGGAGGAACUCGAUGAGCCCUGCUUUGAUCCAUGUUACUGUGAGGUGAAGGAGAGCCUUUUCCAUAUACAUUGCGACAACAAGGGAUUUAUAAAUAUUAGUCAGAUAACAGAGUCRUGGUCGAGACCUUUUAAACUUUACCUGCAGAGGAACUCCAUGAGGAAAUUGUACACCAACAGUUUUCUUCACUUGAACAAUGCUGUGUCUAUUAACCUUGGGAACAACGCACUGCAGGACAUCCAGAGCGGGGCUUUUAAUGGGCUCCGAGCUCUGAAGCGGUUGUAUUUGCACGAAAACAAAUUGGACAUUUUCAGGAACGACACUUUCCUGGGUUUGGAAAGUCUGGAAUAUCUGCAGGCAGAUUACAAUGUCAUUAAACGGAUUGAAAGUGGGGCGUUUCGAAACCUCAGCAAAUUGAGGGUCCUUAUCCUGAAUGACAAUCUCAUCCCCAUGCUUCCCACCAACCUAUUUAAAUCUGUGUCCUUAACCCAUUUGGACUUGCGCGGGAACAGGUUAAAAAUCCUUCCCUACCGUGGGAUGUUGGACCAUAUUGGCCGGAGCCUCAUGGAGAUCCAGCUGGAGGAGAACCCUUGGAACUGCACCUGCGAGAUCGUGCAGCUGAAGAGCUGGCUGGAGCGCAUCCCCUACACGGCCCUGGUGGGGGACAUCACCUGCGAGACCCCCUUCCACUUCCACGGCAAGGACCUGCGGGAGAUCAAGAGGAGUAAGCUCUGCCCCAUGCUGUCCGACUCCGAGGUGGAAGCCAGCCUCGGGAUCCCGCAGCUGCCGUCCAGCAAGGAGAACGCGUGGCCCACCAAGCCGUCCUCCAUGCUGUCCUCCUUCCACUUCACCGCCUCCUCGGUUGAGUACAAAACCGCCAACAAGCAGCCCAAGCCCACCAAGCAGCCCAGGGCGCCCAGGCCUCCCCCCACGUCCCGCGGGCUCUACCCCGGGCCGAACCAACCGCCCAUCGCCGCCUACCAGACCAGGCCCCCCAUCCCCAUCAUCUGCCCCACCGGCUGCUCUUGCAGCUUGCACAUCAACGACCUGGGCCUCACGGUCAACUGCAAGGAGCGAGGGUUUCACAACAUCUCCGAGCUCCUGCCCAGGCCCCUCAACGCCAAGAAGUUGUACCUGAGCGGGAAUUUGAUACAGAAAAUCUACCGCUCCGAUUUCUGGAAUUUUUCCUCUUUGGAUCUCUUACACCUGGGGAACAACCGGAUCUCCUACGUGCAGGACGGGGCUUUUAUUAACCUGCCCAAUCUCAAGAGCCUCUACCUGAACGGCAACGACAUCGAGCGGCUCACGCCGGGCAUGUUCCGGGGCUUGCAGAGCUUGCAUUACCUGUACUUCGAGUACAACCUCAUCAGGGAAAUCCAGCCGGCGGCCUUCAGCCUCAUGCCCAACCUGAAGCUGCUCUUCCUCAACGACAACCUGCUGCGCACCUUGCCCACGGACGCCUUCGCGGGCACCUCGCUGGCRCGCCUCAACCUGCGCAACAACCACUUCCUGGCGCUGCCGGUGGCCGGCGUGCUCGAGCACCUGCAYGCCAUCGUGCAGAUCGACCUCAAGCUCAACCCCUGGGACUGCACGUGCGAGCUGGUGCCGCUCAAGCAGUGGCUGGAGGCGCUCAGCUCCGUGAGCGUGGUGGGCGAGGUGCUGUGCGCCAGCCCCGAGCGCCUGGCGCGCCGCGACCUGCGCGCGCUCGAGCUCGCCCCGCCGCCGCCCUGCGCCGUGGCCUUCGUGGACUGCCUCUACGGCACCGUGCCCAAGCUGAAGGAGCUGCACGUGCACCCGCCCGGCAUGCAAUACCCGGACCUGCAGCAGGACGCCAGGCUCAAGGAAACCCUCCUCUUCGCCGCAGCGAAGGGCUUCCCCGAGCACCAAACCCCCACAAGCGAAUACCUCGAGUUAAGGGCCAAACUCCAAACCAAGCCGGAUUACCUCGAAGUCCUGGAGAAGACCACGUACCGGUUCUGACGCCGCCGCCCCGGGCCACGGGCCACGAAGUGCCUUCGCAGACUUUUGCCAGCAGAUGUUAACCAAUCAUUAUUUUUUUAUACUGAAACUGAGACUUUGACUGUGCCAUGUCUAAGGAAACUUCCUUUUCCGUGUGCAUUGGGAACUCACUGGAAUCAUUUGGGGAUGAUUCCCUUUGGAAAUGGUCAGAAUAUUUAACUGAUCUCUGUAAUGCGUGCUAGGAUGUGUCCUGGUUUGCUGUCUCCUGGUGCUGAGCUGAGGCUGAGUGGGUGGGAGCAUCACUUUGCACUGCAGGAAGCAAAAGUGGAUCCAUCAGCUCUGAUCUGUGACGUGCUUCGGCCCGGGCAACACCAAACUGAUAGGGAUUGCUCUGGUUAUCAGCAGAAUUCUUGGUAGCAUUGAUAGCACUGGGAAAGAACUGAAUAAAGUCAAAAGAUCCACAUGCACUUUGGAGCUCUUGGAUGGGGUACUAUUUUAAAUAAAUAAAUAUUUUUUAGCUUAUUCCAUGGCUGUAUGUCAAGUAGCUGGUACCUAUUUCAGCUCUUCCCCCGCUGAUGCUCAUUACCAUGUAACGAGCCUUUCAUCAUGUGUUUAUUUUUACUCACUCACUUCCUGAGGUUCUUCCCACAGGUGGAAAAGGAAAAAAGGCCAGGUAAGUCCCAAACCUCUCCUGYCAUGACUCAAUACAGGGAUAUAGAAAGAGUAAUAGUGAUGUUCAAUUACCAGUGCAUUUUUGUGUCUCCUGGAUAUUGUCAUUGAUGUAAAAAAUGUAUUUAUACCUGGUUUAAAAGGCUUGUCUGAGACUUAGGGAUUGCUCUGUGUAUCUCUGCGCUGUAUUACCAAGGAUGCUGG